This is a messenger RNA of Gryllus bimaculatus (two-spotted cricket), 1716 nucleotides long. The record is from the annotation of a GenBank genome assembly. NCBI's taxonomy places the organism in Eukaryota, Metazoa, Arthropoda, Insecta, Orthoptera, Gryllidae.
GGUGCGGCCCGUUUGGGGCUUCUUUGCUGUUUUGCUAAACAAAAUAAUCACAAAUUGAACACGACAGGAACACGAUUUGAGAAAGAGGUUAUAUAUUAAUGAAAACUAUAGAAUGAACUGUCAAAUGCGUUUUAUCUAAAUAUUUUAUGUGAAUUGCGAGAAGAGUGAACAAAAAGUUUAGUAUAAUGCCGUUGCCGCAGUUUUUACGUUAUCGCUUAGCCAAAAGAGGAAUAAUCCAUGGAGAAGACGCUGAUAAAGUUCCAGAUGUAUUGCCACCUCCCGUUGAGGAAGAAGUCAUAGCAGAAGAUUAUGACACUCCUAGGAAAGGAAAUUCCAACGAUGCCAAUGAUAAUAGUGAAGCAGGUGACAAUAGCAGCGACACCGAGUUAAAAUUAUUGGGACACCCAGGAUGCCCAAAUAAAUACAACAUUUUUCAUGAAUGUACAGUUUUCUGCAAAGAAAAGUGGGGAGUAGGGCAUGCAGAACCAGAUACCAAAUACCAGAGGUUGAAGCAGAAAAUGCUGCAAAAAUACCCUCUUCCUAUAACUUGGAUGGAAGUGUAUGAUCCUGGAAGUGGGAGGCACUACUACUGGGAGUAUGAAAGUGAUUAUGUGUCAUGGUUACCACCUCUUCACCCUCGUGCAAUAAUCGCUGAACCUGCCUCAAUGUUGCGGCAGGCAGUUUUACCUUCCAAGGAUUCCACAACAAACACGGAUGGUGAAAAGGGUAGUGAUGCAGAAGAUGUAGAAGAAGUGAAUGUGGAGAGACCAGAGAGACACAAAGAAGAAAAGGAGCGAAAACGAGAUACCGAAAAACGUAGUAGAGAUGAUGAUCGCAGGGAUUGGCAUGAAGAUGAAAGAAGAAGAGAAGGAAUGGAGCGUUCAAAAUCAAAAUUACGCAAAAGGGAUAGUGAUGAUGAAGAAGGAAAACCAUCUAGAAGUAAGGAGGAUCGAGAAAGGAAACGCGAUGGAGGAGAUAGGAAAGGUGAGGAUCGACACAGAGAAGACAAAGAGAGGCCACGAGGCAAAGGCUGGAAAGGCAAUACUGAUGGUGCUUUGGAUCCUAUGGAUCCAGCAGCAUAUUCUGACACUCCAAGAGGAACAUGGUCUACAGGUCUUGAGAGAAAGAAUGAAGCGAAAACAGGAGCCGAUACAACCGCUGCGGGGCCUCUGUACCAAAUGCGUCCAUACCCUAGUCCUGGAGAUGUUUUGCGGGCUAAUUCUAAAACAUCUGAACCACGAGAAGGAUACAAAUCAACGAAAAGUAGACGUGCUCCAUAGACCAGCAAUAAUGAUGAUUAUUUUUAUUUGUGUUAUUAAUAUAACACUUUUAUGAGACAUGGAACUUAAGAGUAAAUCUGCUAAUAAACUAAUUGUAUAUUAUUGCAGAGUGUUUGUCCUAAUUAAAAAGAUUAGGUUAUAUGUUGAGAAAUAGGGAGGGGGGGGAAAUGUAAACUGAAAAAGACAUCAAUGGAAGUUAACUUUCAAGUGUUUCAACUUUGAAGUAAAUGCAAAAAUUGAGAAGUUCUUUGUAAAUGUGUUUGCAGAAUCAUAAAGAUAUUGAUGAUCAAGUGUGUUUUAUAUUUUGUGCAAAUAUGUCGAGACUUUCCAUACAGCAAGAUUAGGGUAAUGUGCAUGCACACAUUUUUUCAAGUAGUCAUAUUUCAUUGUAUCAGAUUCUAAAGAAUGUAUUACUGGCAACUGGUUAUAAAUAAAU